UGUUAGUCUAUAAGGUGCCACAAGAUUCUUUGCUGCUUUUAAGUUUCUCAUGAUCCCCUGAUUUUCUCAGUCAAACGCCAUGAAUUAUGCAUUUAGUUCCCUUUACUUUCAGCAGGCCCAGAGCCACAGCCUGCCCUCAGUUAAGAUGGCUGCCAUUUCCCUGUUCCAAUUGCAGGGAACUUCCAUCAUUUCCAAUGGGACUGAAGCCAGGCUGCUCUUAGGGAGGAUGGUCAUCCUCUGCCCUCCAUGGUUAGGGAGCUGGGCAGGAAAAUGUAGAGAGGAAAGGGGGCAGUGACAGGAGAUUGCUGAAGGUGGGAGGGAAUGUGAGGGUGCAGUGGGAUAUGGAGGUGCAGAGGAACACAAACAUACAGGGGUGUAGGGAAAUAUGGGGGUACAGGGACAAACAUACAGGGGUGCAGGGGGGACACAAACAUACAGGGGUGCAGGGGGAUAUGAGGGUACAGGGACACAAACAGGUGCAGGGGGGUAUGGCGGUACAGGGACACAAACAUACAGGGGUGCAGGGGGAUAUGGCGGUACAGGGACACAAACAGGUGCAGGGGGAUAUGGCGGUACAGGAACACAAACAUACAGGGGUGCAGGGGGAUAUGAGGGUACAGGAACACAAACAUACAGGGGUGCAAGGGGAUAUGGCGGUACAGGGACACAAACAUACAGGGGUGCAGGGGGAUAUGAGGGUACAGGGACACAAACAGGUGCAGGGGGAUAUGGCGGUACAGGAACACAAACAUACAGGGGUGCAGGGGGUAUGGCGGUACAGGGACACAAACAUACAGGGGUGCAGGGGGAUAUGGGGGUGCAGGGGGGUAUGGCGGUACAGGGACACAAACAUACAGGGGUGCAGGGGGAUAUGGCGGUGCAGGAACACAAACAUACAGGGGUGCAGGGGGAUAUGAGGGUACAGGGACACAAACAGGUGCAGGGGGAUAUGGCGGUACAGGAACACAAACAUACAGGGGUGCAGGGGGAUAUGGCGGUACAGGGACACAAACAUACAGGGGUGCUGGGGGAUAUGGGGGUGCAGGGGGGUAUGGCGGUACAGGGACACAAACAUACAGGGGUGCAGGGGGAUAUGAGGGUACAGGGACACAAACAGGUGCAGGGGGAUAUGGCGGUACAGGAACACAAACAUACAGGGGUUCAGGGGGAUAUGAGGGUACAGGGACACAAACAGGUGCAGGGGGAUAUGGCAGUACAGGGACACAAACAUACAGGGGUGCAGGGGGAUAUGAGGGUACAGGGACACAAACAGGUGCAGGGGGAUAUGGCAGUACAGGGACACAAACAUACAGGGGUGCAGGGGGAUAUGAGGGUACAGGGACACAAACAGGUGCAGGGGGAUAUGGCGGUACAGGAACACAAACAUACAGGGGUGCAGGGGGAUAUGGCGGUACAGGAACACAAACAUACAGGGGUGCGGGGGGAUAUGGCGGUACAGGGACACAAACAGGUGCAGGGGGGUAUGGCGGUACAGGGACACAAACAUACAGGGGUGCAGGGGGGUAUGGGGGUGCAGGGGGGUAUGGCGGUACAGGGACACAAACAUACAGGGGUGCAGGGGGAUAUGAAGGUGCAGAGAGGGAGACUGGGGUGCAGGAGCGGGCUAAGGGAGGGGUUGGGGAGGGAUGGAGUGACAGCUCCCCCCAUGAUAAGAGCAGCUGGCAGGGAGACCCACGUUUUCCACGUGCGUUUAAAGCUGAAUUCCCUCCUUCGGCGUUGCCAGCUCCAGUGACUUGCCCGGGAUAUUGGGGGCUGCUCGGACACUCCCAGCUCCCGGAGUCCCGGGAUCAGCGCUCCCCAGCCCGCAGCCGGCCGAGCCCAGGUGAUGCCCCCAGGGCCUGCCCCAGGGAGUGGGGAGCCCAGCUGCUCUGUGCCCCCGGGCGGGGGGAGCUGGUGUCCCGGG
Molecule: messenger RNA, 1924 nt
Organism: Gopherus evgoodei (Goodes thornscrub tortoise)
Lineage: Eukaryota; Metazoa; Chordata; Testudines; Testudinidae
Product: S-antigen protein-like
Exons: 2
Coding region: 386-1753 (455 amino acids)
Source: RefSeq, a predicted model, not a curated record